Molecule: messenger RNA, 273 nt
Organism: Laetiporus sulphureus 93-53
Lineage: Eukaryota; Fungi; Basidiomycota; Agaricomycetes; Polyporales; Laetiporaceae
Exons: 2
Coding region: 1-273 (90 amino acids)
Source: RefSeq, a predicted model, not a curated record
AUGUCGCCUGCUCCAGAGGCUCCAGAGGUAAUCUGGCAGACUUGGGCCAUGGCAUUUUCGGCCUAUGAGUCCUGGCUGGCAUGCAAUUAUCCUAUCCGUGUCACAUCGCUCUCCUUCGAGGUCAAUUCAGUAUACAACUGGUUAAUGCUGAAUGCGAGUCCUGACUUCAACUGGGUCAAAGGAAUCGUCCCUCCUACGUUCGUCGGGUAUGCUCCGUUUCGUGAUGCGGUCAGCCCGCUUCACACUCCCGCUGAGCUGUCAGACAUCAUGUAA